GCUUUUGUCUUUGCCUUUCCUAUUCCAAAGACUAUAGACGAGACGAAACUACUAGCAUUGCCUGUAGUUGCUUAACCAAUAUACUGUACUUGUAAAAUACGGAUAAAAGCUUGUAAUUACUAAUGUUACAAUCGAAAAUUCUGAGAUUACAACCAUCACAUUGUCACGAGAAUUGCGUGUGCCAAAAAUUAUAAGCAACGGACGCGCUUCGGCUGCAGGGGACCGGUUGAUUCUUUACAUAAAAUUUCAAUGUGUUCUGGAAAUGGUUUGCAAAGAGGACGUGGUAUCAUGGUUUAAAGAAUUGGAAAGCUAUAAACGCAUAGACGCGAUGUGUACGUUAUUAAAUAUGUGUUUGCCAUUUGAACUACGUUUCAUUGGCACCUACCUAGAGGAGCUAGGUAAGCGGGACUUUCAGGAGUUGCGUGGUGCUGAACUGAGAGCCAACAAUCCCACAGACCUGGCUGCGGACAUUGGAGGCGCUAACACAGACCCCAGAACGCGACGGAAAAUGGCCUUGUAUGUGUCGUUAUUACGCUCGUGUAAUUUUGCGUGUGCUACCACAUUGUACAAUGCUAUGGUCAGUUUGGAACAGAGUGGUCUGCUGAAAGGCUUGUAUGGUGACCUCUUGGAAGAAAUCUUUCUCCUGUACACAAUGGCGUUACAUCACCCAGCGUUUACAUUUGACCAAAAGUCACACUUUGGUGAAAUAUUAGAGAAAUUAAAAAUGGAAGAUCAGAGAAUACAGUUUUCAGAGCCACAAGAGCAUAUAAAUUUAGUGCCUGUGAGUGCUUGCCAUACACAGUCUAGUAUCACUGCUAAUAUGUCAGUACCACCACCUAACUUGUCUAGCUUGGGGCCACCUCCCGGUAUUGUGUUUGUCAAAACACCUGGGGUGCAGCCGCAGAGUACAGACACAGUGCCUGAGCUCAGCUCACCACCGGUCCUGACUGGAGCUGUGCCGCUACUGAGUGAAGUGCCUCAUGCUCCGCCGGGACUACCACUACCACAGUACAAUAUGGCUGAAUACAUGGGACAUAACGCAUGGCCUGCAAAUAUCAUAGUAUCACCUAUAAAUCAACCACUUGAGGUAAUAAAUUACACGGCGGCAAGUGGUGCGCCGACGUCGCCGCUGGUGUCGUCGCCGGGCGACAGCCGCUGCGCGUCGCCUCGCGCGCGGCGCCGCAUGUCGCGCGAGCGCUCGCCGCCGCCGGCCGCGGGCGGCGCGCUCGACCCGCAGCUGCCGCACCAACUUGCCGCCAACUUCGAGAACCUAUCAGUCGCCGAGGUGGGUCCCUCUUCCCAUCAACGCGGCCCCUUCGCUGUGUUUACGACGGACCUCCUUCGCCGCAAACAAUCUCCUGCAUUAAUGCUGUUUUCACACGAGAUGCGUCAUAAUAUCGGGGAUGAUCGGUUACGCGAAUUAAGUGCCGUACAUCAGCAGCAGUACAGAUCGCUGGAGAAGCUGAACGGCGUGCGGCGGCUGGCGGGCCCGUACAGCGGCGCGGCGCGCUCGUCGUCGGACUCGGGGUCGAGCGCGGCGUCGUCCCCGCCCGACACGCCGCUGCCCGCGCCGCGCCGCGCCACGGCCUCGGCGCCGCCGCCCGUGCCCUUCCUGCAGUACCCGCGGCCCUUCGCCUACCCCACGCCGCCGCCCGCGUACCGCCAGCCGCCGCCGCCCUUCGCCAACGGCGAGCCGCCGCCCUACCCCGCGGCCGCGCCGUACGCCGGCUUCGUGUCGGUGCUGUACGCGCCGCCCAAGCUGUCGUGCUGGAACUGCGGCGCGGCGGGCCACGCGGGCCACGAGUGCAAGGAGCCCAGCAUGGAGGAGAUGACGCGCGCGGGCGGCUACCAGCUGGACUUCGGCGGCGCGCCGCCCGAGCCCGCCGACAAGUAGUCUGCAGGCUGAGCCGUGUCCGCGUGUGAUCUGCCCAGAUUAGUACCAAAGUGUGAGUUCAAAAAUUGUAAAUAUUGACCCGGUCGGCCCGUCUGCGUGCUGUCCGUACCCGGCGUGAUGUGAACCCUUGACACGUGAAUCCUGAAGGAUUUCUUUUGAAGUAGAAUGAGAUAUUAGGUAGAUCUAUGAUGUUAAAUAUUAUGAGGGCUUGACGGACUAAUUUAUUAGAGGGUCUACUGAAAACUAUUUCUAAUGUUUAAGGGUAAUUGCACUUUCGAUGUAUUUAUUAGGAUUUAAUGACAUUCCAAUGAUUAUUUAAUUUUUGUUUUUUUAACUGGAGACAUGUAUUUGAUUGCACAUUAUAAUUUUUAUCUUACUGUAAAUUUGACCACACCUAAAGUAAUGAUCAAUGCAAACUCUGACAGAAUGACUUAGAAAUGUGUAAUAAUAAUUACGAUGGGCCUUAGAGUGAAGUCGCUGAAUAUAGGAAAUUUGAUAAAUUACAAAGUUUUAAAAAAUAAAUUAUAUUACAAAUUGAUAUUUAGAUUGUGACCAUUUCUCUAGGUUGAUAUCAGUAGGUGGUUCAUGUAUAAAAAUAACUAAAUCUUACUAAUGCUAAUUAAGAUAGUGAAAAGUUUUCGUCCAAAUCAAGUAUUGUAAAUACAUUUUCGUAACACAGGACAGAUACUUCAGAAAAACCAACAAAAAUCGGAUAAAUUGAUAUCAAUUGAAAUCAAAUAAGUAUUUAUGUUUCUUACGUGUUUAUCUAGUGGCCGAUGUGGUUAUAUUUGUUCAAGUUUUCACAUGGCCACUAACUUAGCUUAACAAUUGUUUUCUGUAAAAAACCAGUUCCUAUUUUAACUUAGUCCUCGAAACACGGAGCUUGGACCUCCUUAAUCGAAACGAAAAGUAACCCAUUUUUAUCCUUCCUUGUGCUUCAAGAUUACUGCAUACCAAGUAUCAGCAAAUGUAUUAUUAUUAUUUUCGCCAUUGUGACCCGAAGUUAUCACAUCCGCCUAUGCACCGUUACAUCUGCCUGAUCUCGGCGCGUCCGACAAAGCAGCUGCUCUACAUAUUGAGAGGGGAACAUCUUUACACAACAAUUAAUCUCUUUAGAUAAAAAAAUAUGAUACAAAUACUGACAGCUGCGAUCUACUUCUUGAAUAACGAUUUUGGCGGAUCUUUUGAAAGUGCAUUUGUAAAAAGCUCGAGGAUUUUAUUUUCGACUGUAGACAGUUUAUCCUUAAAAUGUAAGAUUUUACAAGUAUCAGGAUUAAAUAAUAUAAAUCACAAUGAAUUAGUGAUGUUGACUCAAGUCAUGAUAAUUUCCAGACUUUUAUCCGUUACAAUAUUCCAUACUUUCAAAUCUUUGAAUCACAAAUUGAAAGUGCAAUUAUUUAUAAACAUAAAUGUUUGUAGUUCUAGCGUAGAAUAUUGAGGGAAUUCCACCUUCAGGGGCAUAUCUAGAUAAUAGUUACGUUAUUAUUGGCAGCUUUACAGAACUUUAGUGUUAUUAUCAUAGAAAUGAAAUCAAAUAAAAAAAUUGGUACAAACACUUUCAUUUGAUCAAUUUUAUUAGCUUACAAUGUGUUAAACAUUUUGGGUUAAUACAAGUGCCAUAUAUUGGUGUAUAAUUAAUAAUUAUUUGUUUCAUGUUUAGUCAGUAUAAAUUUCUUAAAAUUUAUUUAGGUAAUAGAUUGAAACAGUCAGUGUCCAUCAAUUUAUCCAUAGUUUGAUAGUAAAUAGCAACAUUUUAUUUAAGUGACAAGGGUAACCAAACAAGCAAUAAAACUAAACAAAUUACAAAAGAGGUAGUUUGAACUGCUUUCUUAAAUAAAAAUAAUGCACAUGACAAUUUAGUACAUUUACAUUAGUACAAAUUGAAUUUGUAUGAGUUUAAAAUUGGAUUAAGAAGAUUAGUUAAGUGACAUGGUUUAUAAGAUAGUAUAAUAACAUAAUAGUAGAGGUAUUCUAGUGUUUGUUUUUUAUUGUUAAUGUUAUAAUCAAAAGAAAGUGUGAAUAAUAUUAGGAUAAACCUCUAUCUUCUUUCAAUAACAUCAAUGUUUGCUGCUUGUGGCAUCUUUCGAACAUAAAAUGUUGGAAUUCCCUUAUAUUCUUUGCUCUGCCUCGAAUUUCUACAAUUUUUAUGCAAUACAUAAUUUAAUAUAAAACAAUAGAUCUUGUAAAUACGAUGCUAACUUCAAAACUAUUCAAUAUACAGUUCUAAGUCGGAAUGUGACGAAUUAUACUAAAAUACGGAACUGUUUCCUUUGUCCCAAGACUGAUCUCUAAUACUAGAAAAUUAUUGGGCUUCUACGAACGUAAUGUUAAAACUGUGUUCACAAGGACGAGCGUCAUCGGCCACUUUCAGAGUUGAGGACUGUUUGUUCAAUGGUUGAGAAGGCGCUAAAGUAAUAUUGUGACUGGCCACAUAUUUAUGUGAUUGUACCUAGUAAUGUUAAACCAUUUUAUACAUAUGAGUUGAACAAGGGAUUAUUUUGAUCAAGCUCACGAAAAUGCAAUGCUCUUAAUUAAUGUUUAUAAUAAUAGUCAUUGUAAAUAGUUACAAAUAUGUAAGAGAGGUGACACGUCGCAUCCGAUGUGUUCGUAUUUUGUAAAUAAUUCAGUUUAUAUAAAUUAGUUGAUAUUUAGAGAAUGACUAUAUUUGUAAAUUACGUUGUAAUAAUUUGAGUGUCCCUAUAGAGUAUAUUUGAUUGUUUCUCUAUGAUCACUGUCACAAAUCACAAUUUGCAUUUUUAAAGUCCCAGUUUUUAAUGAAAAGUUCUAAUUAGAAGGGUUGUAUAAUUGUUUUUGCAUAAUUAUAAAAAAGAAGUGUUUUUUUUAAUCGAGUCAUAUGAGUCACGCGCAUGGGUGGGUGCUGGGUGUUGUGCUGUGGCCGAUUGAUAUGCAGCUUGUCGACACGUUUUAUUGAUGUUGUUUAUUAAUCACUUGCCAAAGAACUGUAUUCUCUCUUGAUAACACCAUUGUUGACUUACCAAACCUUGUUUCUUCAAUCUACAAUUAUUUAAAUACGAAGAGAAUACAUUUCUGUGCUGUGAUUUUAUUAUUAGUAGUGUUACUGUUAACAGAACCAUAAGGGACUAUUAUUUUGUAAGAUACAUGAUAUGUCACUCCUUCUGAAGGUUGUAAGUCCACAUAACGUAACUUUUGUGUUAUUUAUAUCUUAACAAUUUUAUUAUGAUAUUUAAAACAAGUUGAAGUAUAGAUUAAACAUAGAAAGAGUAACUUAAUAUUUGUAACUUUAUAAGUAUGCCUGUAGCCUAGCCCCAGAGUGGUACCGUCGAUGCAACACAUUGAUAGCAUUACAUACAGCAUAUCAAUCAAUCAUCAAUUGAGUGUGAUAUAAAAGUGGAUUGUCUAACUAUUUGUUAAUGUCUGCUCAAUUGUUUAAAAAAGUACAUUUUCAGUGAAAUCGGUAAAUGUAUAUCUGAAUAUUCAUUUUCUACAUAGACAUCAAUAAUAAUAUGAGUGGUCGGAAAUGUCUAUGCAGCUUUACUUUGUACUAGUGGAGUAUGAAAAUAUUUUUUUACUUUGUACAGAAUGUUAUAAAUGUGAUAAAUAAUUUUUGACAUAAUUAGAAAUUGUGAUUUAGUAAGGUGUGUAGUUUGUAAAAAAAAUAUGAAAAAAAAACUCGCUUUACUAAAUAAAUUAUACUAUUCUACAGCUAUGUAAUGUUGUUUUCCCACGUUUUUAUAUUUGGGUACUUAUAUAUUCUAAGCUGUUGUACCUAUUGCUAGAAAAUACAAAUUUCAGGAGAUUCAAUGUUUCGGCCCAGUAUUGUCAAACUUCUGUAUCCCACCAAUGCUGUGAAUCAUUUGCUUCCUGAGAAUAAACAACCAAAAUCUACA
Messenger RNA from Trichoplusia ni (cabbage looper), 5763 nucleotides. RefSeq names its product protein enabled homolog. Lineage: Eukaryota; Metazoa; Arthropoda; Insecta; Lepidoptera; Noctuidae. Gene Ontology annotation, molecular function: zinc ion binding; nucleic acid binding. The record is from RefSeq and is a predicted model, not a curated record. The coding region runs from base 263 to 1894 and encodes 543 amino acids. The transcript has 4 exons.